GUAUCCUGUGGCUCCAAGUUCUUAUGGGACAAGAUUAAAGGAAUAUCAUUAUAGAACACUUUUUCUUUCCGGUACGAGUAGGAAAAUAUCAGAAGAGAAGGAGAGUAGAAUUGCGUAGAAAAUGGGAGGCUUAUCAUUGUGGUUCACUGGUGUAGAAACUAUGGCAGAUUUGAAGGAAGUUGUAAACAGCGUGUUACUUCCAUUGCAACUUAGCCUUGGACUUCUUCUCAUCAUGAAGACGACGCCUCUUUGGGCGGUCAUACAUUGCACCCUUGCCUACUUGCUCCACUGCUUGUGUUUCCCUUACACAGAUUACAAACAGCUUGGGGAAUUCCAAGGUCGAGUCUUCAAAAAAGUGAUCUCUCAUGCCACCACAGCAGGAGAUGUGUCGAAGCUGAAAAAUCAGAAGGAUGCUCAGGAAUCUAAGAAAGAAGGGAAAUCUCAGAUUGAUGACACAGUCUCAGUGGUCUACCUGGGCAAGAAGUUUGUACUGAAGCGAAUGGAAGGCAACAAGAUGUUAAUGAAGGAUGGACCUGGUUAUUGCAUCACAGAUAAAAUGUGGGAAACUGCCAAGUACAUUGAGAAAAUGGCUUCAAAGACAGUGUUUGUGAAAAACCAUAAAGAAAUAUGGGAAGAAGUGGUCACAGGCGAUAUUAUGCAGUUUGAAGAAGUGCUGAAUUCAGUGAUACUGGACAACCGCGCUGUUAUUCGUCUGGAUCACGAUUACUUCCUGCCUGUCAACUUAUUGUUGUCGGAGGAUAAGUUGAUGACGAUUUUAAACUUCGUGGGUCUGUUCCUGAAGACUCAAAAGCAUAUUCAUUGGCUCAUUCCUGCAUCGCUAACCUUUGCAUCAGUAAGCAUGGGGUUCAGCACUAAAGUGAGGCUGUGGAUCGAUGGCUUUAUCAAUACAAUCUUGUGCAGAUCAGUACAGCUGCUGUGUGACCCACUGCCUUUGGCAAUGAGGAGGCGGGCGUAUUGUUGGGGGAACUGGGUGGAGAAUUUGAAGCCUGGUAACGACUUGCAAUCAAAGAUUGUGAGUGGUAAAGUAUGCUUGCUCGUUGCUGCAGGUGCAAAAGCUGACUCUGAAUUCUUUGCUGACUGUGAAUCCUUGGCGAGCAGAGGUGGAGGUGCAAAAGCCCACCUUGGAACCUCAACUGAGUGUGAAUCCUCGGCUGACCUUGUAAUCAUGGCUGACCAGAACUAUAUACGUGCUCUUCUUCCUGGAGGAGGGAGGAGGAUAUAAAGCUCUUCACAUUCGCUUCUAUUUGUGGAAAGGAGGAGCAUAAUAACUCGUUAAUAGCCAGUCAUUUCGAUACUACAUCUGUUGAUGUUGAGUACUGUAGCAGCAAGGAGGCCAUAAAGCUCUUCAAGUUUGCUUGUUACAUGGCAAA
Cryptomeria japonica (Japanese cedar) is the source of this 1391-nucleotide messenger RNA. RefSeq lists its product as uncharacterized. The transcript has 2 exons. Bases 122 to 1243 code for a protein of 373 amino acids. The record is from RefSeq and is a predicted model, not a curated record. Lineage: Eukaryota; Viridiplantae; Streptophyta; Pinopsida; Cupressales; Cupressaceae.